UUUCCUUCAGGGUAUAAAGCUGAGAAUACAGAGGAGGAGAGGCUCAGAGCUUCACCUCAUUGCCUCGUUUUCCCUUCCAUGUGAACAUCCUGCAACGUUUCCUUCUUCCUGCCUCACCUGUCACCUGGCCAGCACUGUCCGGACAAUGUCCGCUAAGCUCCUACCGGUUUUCUUCCUCCUCUCAGUGUUCCACGCCUGUUCUAGAAAGGUUGAAGAGGAUGAAUAUGAAGAUGGAACAACUAACCAAAAAUGGGUUUUAGCUCCAAAAACACAAGACACAGAUGUGACUCUCAUCCUAAACAAGCUGUUGAGAGAGUACGACAAAAAGCUACGGCCAGAUAUUGGAAUAAAACCAACAGUUAUUGAUGUUGACAUUUACGUCAACAGCAUUGGUCCUGUAUCAUCAAUAAAUAUGGAGUAUCAAAUUGAUGUAUUUUUUGCCCAGACGUGGACAGAUAGCCGUCUUCGCUUCAACAGCACCAUGAAAAUACUGACUCUAAACAGCAACAUGGUUGGCUUGAUCUGGAUCCCAGACACUAUAUUUCGUAACUCAAAGACAGCGGAGGCUCACUGGAUCACCACCCCCAACCAGCUCCUCCGCAUAUGGAAUGAUGGCAAGAUCUUGUACACCCUCAGGCUUACCAUCAAUGCUGAGUGCCAGCUGCAGCUACACAACUUCCCAAUGGAUGAACACUCAUGUCCUCUGAUAUUCUCUAGCUAUGGCUACCCUAAAGAGGAAAUGAUUUACAGAUGGAGGAAAAACUCAGUGGAGGCUGCUGACCAGAAAUCUUGGAGACUUUAUCAAUUUGACUUUAUGGGUCUCAGAAAUACUUCAGAAAUUGUGAAAACCUCUGCAGGUGAUUAUGUAGUCAUGACUAUAUACUUUGACUUAAGUAGAAGAAUGGGAUACUUUACUAUUCAAACCUACAUUCCCUGUAUAUUAACAGUUGUUCUUUCCUGGGUAUCCUUUUGGAUCAAAAAAGAUGCUACACCAGCAAGAACAGCAUUAGGCAUCACUACAGUAUUGACCAUGACGACUUUGAGUACCAUUGCAAGAAAGUCAUUACCCCGUGUCUCCUAUGUCACCGCUAUGGAUUUGUUUGUGACUGUAUGCUUUCUAUUUGUCUUUGCUGCUCUGAUGGAGUAUGCCACGCUCAACUACUACUCAAGUUGCCGGAAACCAAGCUGUACUAAGAAGAAAAAGUCGCUACCUGAUGUAAGUUUUGGUCAUGUGAUGAAUUAUUCUGUACUUGAUAUGAGACCACCAACUACGGUCAUCACAUUGAACAAUGCCAUGUAUUGGCAAGAAUUUGAAGAUGCCUGUGUCUAUGAAUGUCUGGAUGGGAAAGACUGUCAGAGCUUUUUCUGUUGUUAUGAAGAGUGCAAAUCAGGCUCAUGGAGGAGAGGACGAAUUCACAUAGACAUCUUAGAACUGGACUCUUACUCCAGGGUCUUUUUUCCUACAUCCUUCCUGCUGUUUAACCUGGUCUACUGGGUUGGAUACCUCUAUCUUUAAAUGUUGCCUGUAGCGGUGAAGACUGCUGUGUUUUCUCACUGUGGAUGGAUGGUGAAAGUGCAGACAGAGUGAAGGACGCGGUCAGUUUCAUCUCAAAUUAUAAAGACCACAUUAACCUUCACCUUCUUCAUCACCAUCACAGAGCCUGAUGAAUAAUUUUAGUAUGUAUCUUCCUGAAAAGGAGAAACAUGGAAGAAUUCUCUCCUAACUGCUGUUCAUUUUAAGGAAAAAAAUUCUUACAAAAUUCAGCUGAAUUUGUAGUGUAAGUGAUGUUUAUGAACAAUUAUUGUAUAUUAGAAUCUUUACUAUUCUGCCUUGGCAUAGCAACUAUUCACAAUUCAGGCAAAGAUUAAAUAUGUCAUUUUUAUUUUUCAUUCCCAUACUUUCUUCAAAAUGCUGUCAUAUCUCUGAGGCUCAGAGCAAUGUACACUGGCAUUGGCAAAAAAGCCAAAGCCAACAAAACAACUAAUUUUUAUUUAAAUUUACUUGAGUUUUAUCCCACAGAUUUUGGGAAAUAGUUCAUUAAUGAUCUCCUUGAUACCGAGUAAUCACCAAAAGACAGUAGAGAAAUGUCUCUGGUGGGAUAAAAACAUGAACAUUACUUUCUGCAAAGGUCUGGGAUUUGUGGAGUUAGCCACUUACCUACACACAUUGAUUUUAACUUAAAGGUGAAAAAGCAGAGUGAUAAGAAAGCUAUUAUUUUGAUAUAAAUAAGACUUGCCUAUCUCUGAGGCAGCUGUAGGAAUAACUUCUACAGUUUUUCAAGCUUUUAACUGUCUUUUUUAUGGCUGGUUGAACACAGGAUCGUCACUGAUUUCUAAAGUACUCUACUUGAAGCAGGACAAGAUUCCUGCUUGUUUGUGUCAUUGUAGCAGGUCACAUUUGAUGUGCUAUAUAUAUAUAUAUAUAGUAGCACCAAGAAUAUGUGACUUUCUUUGUAUUUCAAUUUACUAAAAAGUGCACCUGUGCAUUCUUAUUUUUUCUCUCAAAGUUGUUUUACAAAAUUGAAAAGUGUGUGCCAAAGGAUUUUUUUUGUUCAUUUAAUAAAGUUAAACACUGCAGUAUUUACUCAUGGCAGUUGUUCCCUGGGCCUGAGAUGAAGACUGAACACCUUUGACUUGAGUAGUGGGUUACAGGAACUCAAUUGUGACACUUGGAUUAAACGUGGAAUAGUUACCAUGCAUAAAAAGAAGUUACUUUCAUUCUUCUCCUAAAUUUUCAACUCUAUUUUACUGUAAAAAGCAAUUUUGUAUUUUUCAAGCUUUAGACCAUUAAAUUCUUGUUACCCAUUCUUUCAAAAACUAGUUUUACAGUGUUAAGCUAGAUGACAUCUUUCACAGACUGUCUAUGUAAUUGUUAUUAAGCAAACAAAACAGAUUCAGAAUUAAAUAGAAAUAGCUUUUCACUACUUUUGGAUGACAAGUGGUUACAAAAGAUUGAGAUUGAAGCAUGCCUAAAACCAUAAUUCUAUUUCUUUUCUCUCCUGGAGAUAUUUCUUUUUUUAUAAUCUCAAAAAAUGUCUGUCUCUUCCACACAGUAUUUGAUAAAAAAAUGAAUGGUGGAUGUGAUUGAAGAGGAGUUCCUUUUCUUCCUCAUAAGCAAAACCCUACAAACAAGCAAAAGCUAAUGCAGUGGUAAUUCUAAGGGAACAGAAAUGCUUUCAUGUUCUUUGAAACAUCGCUGUCUGUCAUUGCUGUUGCUCUGUUCUUCCAGUGGGUUUUUAAUUGAAAAAAGUCUAACAUAAAAGUUAACUAUGGUUACUCAAAAUCUUCUGGUUUUCACUUGACUGAAAUAUCAGAGAUAUAGCUGGGUUUAGGUUAGGGAGGGGGAUCACUUCUGUAAGGACUGACAAAAUUCAUAUUAGAAGCACAGAGAAGAAAUAUUUGGAGACAGGAUCUAAACCUUAUUUUUAAAAAAAUCUGCCCAUUCAGAUGUCUUCUAAGCCAAUGAUAACCUCCUCGUUUCAAAACAUAUUUUGAAGAUUUUGCUAACUCUCAUUAGCAAAUUGCUCUGUAAAAUCUAUUGCUCUGUAAAUCUCUGUGUUCUGCAUUUGGAAAUAUGGAUUUUAUUUAAGAAUGACAGUGAUAUUUUAAGCCAUGCAAGAAGAUGAUUGAAUUGGAGUUAAAUAUACUGAUCUGUAAUUAUGAAUUAAUCUACUCUAAUAGUAACCUUCAGCCAUAUUUUGAAAGAAUAUUAGAAAUAUUCCAAGCCUAACUAAAAAAAUAGAAAGAGUUUUCCUUUAGGGAGCUGAUCCUGUAAACCCUCUGCACAGUCAAUUGGUUUUGGUGUUAGCAUUGAGAAAAAUGACACACAAUAAGGUGCCUUCCAGCAUUAGAUCUUGAACAGUUAAAGUGAGGUUUAUUUAGCAAUUGCGUAUUUGAGUGAAUACCCCAAAAGUAAGUGUGUAAGUGGACUCUUCCCAUUUUAGAUGAUGAGCAUAUGUUUUUCUUACACUUCUGCUCAUGGCUGCCCAUGAGUGCUACUGAAAGCCUGUUAGAAGACUGAUUCUGCUAAGUCCAGUCAUGUUGCCUCUGUUUUCUGAGUUUUCAUAAACAGAAGUUGGAAGCAUAUAAUUCCACUUUUUUUCCACUGUCCUGACAAGAAAGAAUCUGCAGACACUUCUGGCUUCUGCUCUUGUACUGAAAGCAGAAGAUAUAUUCUACUGUGUAAUUUAUUCUACUUUGGGGUUAUGUGCAAAAAAUUGAUUUAUAUGCAAGCUAGGUGGCUGCAGGCUGGCAGGUUCCUGAAUGCAUUUCUCUGCUCAUUCCUAGUUACUUGGUUUACUCUCACUGCCUUACUGCUCUGUGCUUUGAAAGCCACUAAUAAACCUUAGAGGUCAGGGAAGACAAUCUUUCUAGGCUCUGAAUCUUUCAAAAUGCAAGUAUUCUAGAGACCUAGAUAAUGUGGUCUGCAUAUAUCUCUAUGCUAUAUCCUUCUCUAGUAGUAAAAAUGUCCUCAUUAACCAUCAGGUAUUCUUUUGCUUCUUUCACAAAUUGAAAAAAACCCAGACAUUUCUCUGCACUGUCCCACAUGAAAUGCAAUAACUGCAUUUUAGAACAUUUUCUUAGUGGAUAAUUUUGUAUUCAAGACUUGCAUUUACUCAACUACUUUUUUUUUUGUUGUUUACUUCUUAUUUUUAUCCUUCCAAGGAAGGAAAUGGAGGAAGGCAAAAACAAAUGAGUGGUGAAAUGAACGCAUUUGGAUAUAUAUGUAAAAUCACAAACCCAAGUAUCUUCACAUUACAGUCCAUCCUUGUUGAAGUUACGGAAAAGAUUGUGAAGAUUUUUUUCCCAGUGGGAUCUAAAGUCAAUCCUCUUAUUCUCCCCCUUCAAUUAAAAGUUGUUGGACAGUAUUUUCCUGCAUUGAGGGCAGCAUUUUCAAGGCAAUUAAGAAUGUAUAAAAAUACUGGUCUGCUUAAUUCAAUCUUCACAGUUCUGGCCCUUUUACUAGCAUACUAACAACUCUAUCUUUUAUUCUCCUGAGAAUAAGGGUAUAAAAACUUGUAGCCAGUUUAUGCUGUCUCCAUGUCCAGCAGUAAUGUGGAACUGAAGUGCACCACACACCAUGAAAUUUUAAUGUAACUUUCUAGUCAACAAAUAAGGAUGCAGUUUAAAACAUAGGCACUUUGGUAACCUUUCUUCUCUUUCAGAUGCUAAUGUUCUACUUAAUCAACUCUUAACUGUAUAUUGGUAUAUUGUGCAUACCAAUAAAAAUGAUAAAAAUUACAAUACCCAGAAUUGUCUUCAUGGAGACUCUGAUGAGUCGUGAAGCUAAAAAAAGAGAAAUAAAUUAUUUUUUACUGCUGUGCAGUUCUUAUCUGUCACAGUCCUUUUAUUCAAAUCAAUUCACAGCUAAUUCCAAAUCAUCCACCUGGAGGUUUGCACAUUCAUCAGCUGGAACAGCAAUGACACAUGAGCCUUUAGUUGAUAGAGAAUUAUAUUUUUGGAACUCGAGGCAUCCUGCCAAAUAACUCAGAUAGCUAUCUCAAACACUUCUGCAGCCCUAAUGUGUCUCAGUGUCUAGCAUCUCAUGUUGCUGCAUGAAUUUAUCACAGCUCACCUUACUUGGUCAUUUCAUGAAAGGAAGAUUGUUUACCUCCUUUAAACACCAAAUUUUUCCAUACAUCUAGAAAAAUUAUGCUCCUGCCCACACACCAAGCAAUCAGGUGCAAGGGAACUCUAGAGCUGCUGACUUUGUGGGAAGGGAGACUCAAUAUUUUAAGACAGAGAAAUUUCAUUAGUCUCACAGUCUGGAGGGUUGGUGUUACCUUCUAAGCUGUAAAACAAAGCACCCACUGAAAGCUGUGAAGGCUGUCCAUAACAGACUGUACUCUUCCCAUUGACUCCUCUUUCCCAGUUUUGAUAUAAUACACUAAGAAAAGGCAAGCCAUAUCCCAUAAUCUUAGCUGCCUACACAAUCAUAUGAUUUUUUUUCAAGGUAUCUUCUUCUUCUUUCUCACAGUGAAAUCUUUGUGCCUCUUAUAUCAGUGCCUUUAUCAUUUCUUAGUAUUAAAGGAUAUGCUAUUCCUCAUCUGAGAGUUAGAAAGAGGGACAGUGACCUUACCGAAGUUCUUCUUGAGCACCACAGUGUGUGGCCAAUAUUCUAAACGUCUUCAACCCACAGACUGAGCAUUUGCCUACUUUUUCUUUAUUUUUCUAAGCAGUCUGUAGGUUUCUUAUUUCCUAAAUAUUAGGAAAACUGCAGUAGGAUUUCAGCAAUUUAGAAGAAUCUUUCCUUCUUCACUCAGUAACUUCAUUCCACCAAGAGAUAUAGAGUAUAAACUCAAGGCUGAUGUUUACCUCAUCCAUAUAAGUUUCCAGAAGACUAUUUAAAAUAGAAAAAAAGGUAGACUAUUCAUUGGGAAUGCAGUUCUACAGCUGAAAGGUGAGAUUCUUUUUCCUUUAGAUGUUUUUCUUCUUCUGAGUUAAUUUUAGAUCCUUCCUCCCUCCACCUAUACAAUUGGCAAGCACAAAAUUAGCUCAAUUUACACUUACAUACUGAAAAAAAAUUAUGGUUUCAUUAUUCUUAUACUAUAUAUUUUACAUAUAGUCUAGGAAAAUUCAUUAUGAAGUUCAGUGCAUCAGAGUUGGACAUCUCUACUUUCUAUCAAAACAUGCAUUUUGAUCUUCUAAUCAUUUGUUAUUUAUGAAGGACAAGCAGUAGAUGUGGUUAUGUUUAUUCAUAUGCCUAGGAGUAGGCUUUCUCAAGGACUGAACCAGGCAAAUAAGGCACUGAUACAGGCAGUUACUUGCCAGGUAUUCUUGAUCUAGGUAAUGAAUGGCAUUAGUCAGAGAGGACACAACAGCCUCUUUGGUGUCAUAAAAGCACUCAUGUGACUUUACUUGGAGCCCUGAGACAGCCUGUAGAGCCUUUUAUAGGGGAACCCAGGUGCUCUCCUUAGUGUUUAAUACAGCACUUAAUAUUCUCCUAAUGUCUCUUUAUCUUCUUGCAGCCUGUGAAAGUGCUUGGGAGAGAUGAAGCUGUACUGACACAAUAUAUGCUAAAAUACAAUGAAUGAAAUACCCACAGUGAAGCUUGUUACUGAGACUGUGUUAUGAGUACAAGUGUCAAAGAAAAGACCACUAGAUUUAAGUCAAAACCUUACACAUUAAUGAAGACCAUUGACCAGAACAGGGGUUUAAGUUCAAAUAUUGUUACAAGCAAAUAGGAAGAGCAUUGGAACAUAUUCUGGAGAGCUUUAUUAUCCAUUGAUUAGCUUCAAAACUUAAUUAGACUGGAUCUGUAACUUAAGUACUUAAAGUGAGAUUUGUGAUUUACAUACUUAAAGUGAGGACUAAGAGGGGUAAAUGCUAAAAUUUCUAAAUUGCACAUUAAUAUAAAAUGGAUGAAGUGAAUAAUAUUGAUGGCAUAUUUUUAAAAAAACUAUUGACAAAUGAGUAUGGAACAGAUCAUGCUACUGAAUCCAUCCCAUGCUUACAGACCACCUAGGAUUCUUAAAAUGAGAGUGACAACUGAACUCAUGGAAAGCUGAUAAAAUAAUUCCAUCUGACAGUAUUACACGAGCAACCCAGGGAUGUAUGCCUCUGCCAGACAGGGUGCUCCAAAGGAAAAAAAUUCAGAAUAAGCUUCCAUAAAACAGUGUUCAUCUGAACAACAGUCAGAAACCUUGUGCAGAGGGAUUACAGUAUCAGUCUGCCAUAUUCUCUUUUGCAGUCAUUAAGGAGUCCCGUGACUUUAUUGUCAUCCACGCUCACAUGCAAUACCAACCUUAAAUCAUGGACCAACCCGUGACUGUCACAAGUUGGAACACUAGCCUGGAGGGAAUCUGGGACCAAUUUGUGGCUAUCACAGGCUGCCAUCAAACCCCUCAUAAAAUCCUGUUCUAAACUCUCAGUAUACUGCUCUAAAAACAUUUUUUCUCACCAUGACAACACAUGAAUUUUUUUUUAGAGUGCAGUUUUAGGAAUCACAUAAAUACUGCCAACUAUGUGCCAAAUUGAACUUUCUUAUAGAACACAGACAAAAUUUUAGAUUUCUAAUUAUCUUUCCUUCCUAAGUUUUUCUUAGGGGUGUAUGAUUUCGUUGCUAGCAGUGCAGCUUGUGAUGUCAUAGUGAAAUGAAAGUACAAUUAUGUGCCCAAUGUGCCUUGAAUAAUACAGGUAGCACUAGCACCAGUAUGUCAUUCUAAGUUAGAUAGCCAUCCUAGUGAUCCCCCAGACUGAUCUAAUCAUAAAAGUCAAACACCCAUGUGCUUCAUUUCCUCAAGUUCACAGAUGACUUUCCCUUCUUGAUCACAUCCAUUCCAGUUUACUUUGUGUUAAGGAGUAGGGCUGUGCGUCUAGAAUACUAUUUAUAUUCGUAUUUUGAUCCCAACAUUUGUAUUUCUGGAUACAAAUAAAUACACAUUAUCAGAAAAUGCAAGUAUUGCGUGCA
This is a messenger RNA of Chiroxiphia lanceolata (lance-tailed manakin), 8410 nucleotides long. It is a transcript of the gene GABRG3, whose product is annotated as gamma-aminobutyric acid type A receptor subunit gamma3. Gene Ontology annotation, molecular function: GABA-A receptor activity; benzodiazepine receptor activity; transmitter-gated monoatomic ion channel activity involved in regulation of postsynaptic membrane potential. The coding region runs from base 146 to 1516 and encodes 456 amino acids. Gene Ontology annotation, biological process: synaptic transmission, GABAergic; regulation of postsynaptic membrane potential; nervous system process. The transcript has 10 exons. Gene Ontology annotation, cellular component: GABA-A receptor complex; neuron projection; postsynapse. The record is from RefSeq and is a predicted model, not a curated record. Lineage: Eukaryota; Metazoa; Chordata; Aves; Passeriformes; Pipridae.